UGUUGUUUCAGAAUUUGUUGUUGUUGUUUACCGCUGGCGGUGGCUUUUCUGCUAGAUUGCUCCCAUGUAAACAUUUAUUGUACCGUCCGUCAAAGAAAUCGUUUCAGGAUGAAUUGCACGCCACCAGUCUCUCCUCGAGUGUUUCAUGCUUUACAAAGUUUGAAUGUAUCAGAGCUGCAGAAGUUCACCGAAGAUGAAAUACGUCCGAUUUUGCCCUGUCUAGUUCGCAUGAGUUUGAUAUCUCCUUUAGAAUUGAAUAACAAGUGCUCUGAAAAUCGCAAAAGUAUCCUCACAUUACUCGCUGGCAUAGACGUGGUCAAUUCCCUCGUGGCUCUGCUGUCAAUUGAAUUUCACGUGUUGGAGCAAGAUGUCAAGAAAGAGCAACAGUUGAGGCAAAAGAUUGGCUCUGGUCAUUCUGACGGACUCAAUCAGAAUCUGCCCAAUGGAAUAGCCAUUGAGUUUGAACGCAGCCCAACGAUAGAACGAAUGAAACUUGUCUUAAGUGAAAUAUUCCUCAUUAACUCUCAGAUUCAAGAACAUGCUCGCAGUGUACAAGUUGCCCAAUCGUCUGGGCAAAUCAGUGGUCCACCAGAAUUUUUCAUGAAGCAAUCAGAGCUUUUUGAUAAUGCUGUUUACAUUGAUGAAAUAUGUGAUGUCAUUUGUAUCGCACUCGAAGAACUGCCCAGUAUUUUAAACCACAUUGAGGUUGUGGAAAUCUUCCUUCACGUACAACAUGGCCCUAGAAUCAUCUGUACUAUCGUCGCCAACCAGCCUGAUGUUUUCAGAGAGGUGUGCACAGCUUUGAUUACAAAUGGAGAAAAACAGGAAGAAGAAAGCUUAAGUAACCGUAUCAGAAUGCAAACGUUGAGCAUGUUGUGCCAAAUGAAUCCACUUCAAGCACUCAGUAUUCGGGCCAAAUGUGUUGAGCUGUGUCGGAUGCCAGCCCUAGCAAUCAUGUUGACUCUGGGCAGAAGCAUGGAGCACUUGGAGGAUGCUGACAAUAUGGAAAUUGAUGAUUCCGAGAUGCCGGAUGACAGUGAUAUCGUAGCUUUUGUGUCUGGACUUCUGCUUGGAAAUGAUCAACAGAUCCGUAAUUGGUUUGCCUUGUUUGUUCGCAAUGGUCAAAAGAGGAAGUGGGAAUCGCAUGCUGCAUUACAACUACUUCGUAGAGCACUAUUGAAGCGCCUGGAAAGCAUAAACCGAUUAGCGGCUGCUGGUGGAAAUGUUGCAGACACUCUUGUGGUACAAGCCUCAUCGUUACUUCGACUCUAUUGUGCUCUGCGGGGCAUUGCUGGGAUCAAGUUUCAAGAUGAAGAAGUUAAUGCACUCAUUCAGCUGUUGACUUGGCAUCCCAAUCCCUCCACAGCCGGUGUUCGCUUUGUCUCUAUGGGCUUAUGCAUGCUCAUCGCAUGCCCAACACUAAUAUCAUUAGCUGAACAUGAGAAAAAGGCCAUUGAAUGGGUGCAGUGGCUGGUGCAUGAAGAAGCCUACUUUAAAAAAGCUAGUGGAGUAACAGCCUCCUUUGGAGAAAUGUUACUGCUGAUGGCGAUCCACUUUCACAGUAACCAACUUUCAGCUAUAAUUGACCUGGUUUGUUCCACAUUGGGCAUGAAGGUGUUGUCCAGAUCCAACAACAUGAGCAAAAUCAAGCAUCUUUUCACUCAAGAUGUUUUUACAGAGCAGGUUGUAACUUCCCAUGCUGUGAAGGUUCCUGUAACUCCAAAUCUCAAUGCAAACAUGCAAGGGUUCUUGCCUGUUCACUGCAUUCAUCAGCUCCUCAAGAGCAGAGCAUUCACCAAACACAAAGUACCAAUUAAAGAAUGGAUUUACAGUCAACUUAUAUGCAGUGAACCUCCACUUCAUCCUGUACUCCCUCCACUUGUGGAAGUCUACGUGAAUUCUAUGCUGGUGCCUAGUGCCAAAGCUCCAUUAGAGUCAGUAAACCAGCCCAUCACAGAAGAUGAAAUUAGGAGUGUUUUUCAAAAUUCAUUUUUUGGGGAACUGUUUGAGAACAACAGCAAGGUAAAUGUGAAUUUCAUGGGUUUUUUAUCCAAUGAUUUAGAAAUGAUAAGCACUGAAAAUAACUUUGUAUUUUAGCACGCAUCAAGAAAUUCAAUAGGAGCUGGAAAACCCCCGUCACUCACAGCUCAACUCCUUCUAUUAUACUAUCUUGUGCUGUAUGAAGAUGUUCGUCUUGCCAAUGCUCAUGCGCAUGCUCAGUCUGGAGUAUCACCUCGGAGCUAUUCUACCGAGUUCCUAGCCAAGCUGCCCAUCAAGCACCUUCUGCAACAGGCACAGCGAGACCAACACAGCUAUGCGGGUCUCUUUUCACCUUUGUUGCGUUUACUGGCUACACACUUUCCCCACCUUUCACUUGUAGAUGACUGGUUGGAUGAAGAGCCAGCACUGGAUUUGGUUCACAAUCAGAGAGACAACAUAGAACUAACAGCUUUCUCCGUAGACUGUGCCUUUAACAACCUUGCCAAGGAUCCUGCCCAUCUGGCUCGAGUCUUGAGAAGACUAACAGUUCUCCCUGCGACAGAUGUUUGGCCUUUUGCUGAUACUCUGAUAAACCACUUUUCAACCAUGUUAGGUGAUACUGUACCCCGAUACAUUCAAGAACUGUACAGAAGAGUUUGGCUUCGUUUAAACUCGGUCUUGCCGCGUUGCUUAUGGGUCAUGACUAUCAAGGGGCUUGUCAAAGCAAGUGACCCAAUCCAACAGAAAGCACUCUGUUUAACCCAAGAAAAUCUCAUGCAAGAUCCGCUUCAAGUUCUCCGAUGUGACAUCAGAGUCUUUAGAUGCGCAGCUCUUCUUGCUAUUGUGUUGAGAGUGCUGCAAGCUUCGCUUGCGGCAUCCAGAUCCCAAUUAGCGAGGCAUAUUUUGGAUAAGCCGUUAGUGCCAGGGAAAACAGGCCAACUUACGACUGAAACUGAGCGGGAGGAACUAAAGACUGCGCUGAUUGCAACACAAGAGAGUAUAGCCGUUCAAGUGCUGCUGGAAGCAUGUUUGCCCACUAAUGAGGAUAAGGAUGUCCCGGGCCAGCUGUGGUCCUUGAGGGAGGUGAGAUCUGUAGUUUGCUCUCACCUACAUCAAGUCUUCAUUUCCGACCCAUCCUUAGCUAAAUUGGUCCACUUUCAGGGUUAUUCUAGACCUUUACUAGAUGUGACUGUGCCGGGUAUACCAUCAAUGCACAUAUGCCUUGAUUUCAUCCCGGAACUUCUGUCACAACCAGACCUACAAAAGCAACUUUUUGCGGUUGACUUGGUUUCACACCUCGCUGUUCAGUAUGCUCUCCCCAAAUCGCUUUCUGUUGCGAGGUUGGCAGUCAACACUCUUUCUACACUUCUGGGAGUUCUACCCAACAAUAGCAGAGUCAAGUUAUACGGUAGAGCUCUUCCGGCGCUGGUGAGGAUUUGUCGAGCCCUGCCACCACUCAUUGAUGAUGUCGUGUCCCUUCUAAUGCAACUAGGUCGAGUGUGCAUGGCAGUUGCCUCUCUGGACACAGGAUCUAGUGCCUCUGCCAUACGUUAUCAGUCGACGAUGAAUUGUGCAAAGUAUGAGCAGUCCCUUAAGUUCAGUCACCAGCUUCUUUGUUUGCAAAUCCAACAGGCUUUCUCUGAAAUUCUAGAGAGAGCAGUUCUCAGCACAAAUGUGUAUUGAGGUUUUCUCCAAAUUAUUUCCUUAAAUCAUAUCAAUUGUGUUCGUUUGUGAUUUUAAUGUAUAGGUUGUAUUUAUGAAGGUUUUGCUGGACAAAGCUCUACUUGCUGUUACUGUACAAUAAAAUGUUCGUCUAUGAAGUAAGAGUGGAUGUGAUGAGUUUGUUUGUUACCACAUUACAUUUUGUCUAUGUACCUGGUUAAAAUACUUGCAAAGUAUUUAAGCAACAAUUGACCAAUUAAAAUUAAGAAAAUGUG
This is a messenger RNA of Thrips palmi, 3917 nucleotides long. RefSeq names its product integrator complex subunit 2 (gene IntS2). The record is from RefSeq and is a predicted model, not a curated record. Gene Ontology annotation, biological process: snRNA 3'-end processing. NCBI's taxonomy places the organism in Eukaryota, Metazoa, Arthropoda, Insecta, Thysanoptera, Thripidae. Gene Ontology annotation, cellular component: integrator complex.